Oryza sativa Japonica Group (Japanese rice) is the source of this 2213-nucleotide messenger RNA. Its product is annotated as pentatricopeptide repeat-containing protein At5g15010, mitochondrial. Lineage: Eukaryota; Viridiplantae; Streptophyta; Magnoliopsida; Poales; Poaceae. The record is from RefSeq and is a predicted model, not a curated record. Gene Ontology annotation, molecular function: protein binding.
GCAAACGCCAAGGCGGGAAUGCAGUUUACGCUUUGCUUACACUCGUGGCGUAACAGCCAGACGUAAAAGGCGGAAACGCGUCGCGCACACACACGAAUCGCGAAGUUCGCGACCCGAUUCCUCUCCGCCCGCCAUGCUGCGGAGUCUCCUCGCGAGAGCAAUCCCGCGAUCCUCCGCCGCCGCCGCCACCACCCGCGGAUUCACCGAUCCGCGGAGCUUUCCUCUACUCUUUCGCGAAGGUUCGCGUCUCUCCACUUCGCAGGGCGGCAUCGGCAAUGGCGGCGGCGGCGGCGGCGGCGGCAAUGGCGGUGAUGGCGAGGAGGAUGACCCCUUCUCGUUCGCGGACCUCCAGAAGCUGCCGCCGGACGUCGCGCGUGACGUGGAGGCCGUCGUCGGCGCGGCCGAGGGGUUCCAUGCGGACGCCGCGCGGGCCAGGGGCCUCCUGGAGCGGUGCGGCGCCACGGCGUCCGAGCCGGUCGUGGUGGCCGUGCUGGACCGCCUCCGCAACAGCUGCGCCGCGGCGCACGCCGCGUUCCGGUGGGCCUCGGCGCAGCCAGGGUACGCGCCAGGGCGGCACGCGUGCCACUCCAUGCUCGCCAUCCUCGCGAAGCACCGCCGCUUCGACGACGCACGCGCCCUGCUCGACCAAAUGCGCCGCUCGUCGCUUGCGUCUCCGGCCGCGGUGAUGCUUCUCAUCCGGCGCUACUGCGCUGCACGGGACGUCGCCGGCGCCGUCGCGGCGUUCCGUGCGCUCCCGAACCUUGGUUUCCGGCCUGGCGUCGCAGAGUUCCAUGGCCUCCUGACCGCGCUUUGCCGGUACAAGAACGUCCAGGAUGCGGAGCACCUGCUUCUGUCCAGCGAGAAGGAGUUCCCUUUCGAGACCAAGAGUUUUAACGUUGUGCUCAAUGGCUGGUGCAACAUGGUCCGCAGUGUGCGGGAGGCGAAGAGGUUUUGGAAUGCCAUGGAAAUUAAGGGUAUUAAGAGGGACGUGGUAUCAUAUGGGAGUAUGAUUUCGUGCUUCUCGAAAGCCGGAAGUUUGGACACUGUCAUGAAGCUCUUUAACCGCAUGAAGGAGGCUGGUGUUAUACCAGACAGGAAAAUCUACAAUGCAGUUGUCUACGCUCUCGCCAAGGGACAGUGUGUGAAUGAGGCAAAGGCUCUUGUCCGGAGCAUGGAGGAGAAGGGGGUUGCCCCAGACACGGCCACUUUCAACUCCCUCAUUAGACCUCUUUGCAAGGCUCGUCAGGUUCAGGAGGCAAGGAAAAUGCUUGAUGACAUGUUAGGGAGAGGGCUGUCACCUUCAGUGAGAACAUUUCAUGCGUUACUCGAUGUGGCUAGAAGCCCCAUUGAGGUGUUUGAUCUGUUGGAUAAGAUGAAAGAAUUGCAGUGUGACCCAGAGAUGGACACUUUCAUUAUGUUGAUCAGGAAAUUCUGCCGGUGGAGGCAACAUGACAGUGUGGAGAAGCUCUGGAGUGCAAUGCCUGCAAAUGGGCUAAGCCCUGAUAGGAGUGCGUAUAUUGUAUUGAUACACGGUUUAUUCCUUAAUGGGAGACUGGAGGAGUCAGCAAAGUAUUACGAAGAGAUGAAAGCCAAGGGAUUUCCACCUGAGAAGAAGACUGAAGAAAUGAUACAGGCUUGGCUUUCAGGCAGAGAGCUUGCCAAGGCUUCAGCUUCAGUGGGUUCAAGGGGUGGUUCUGUGUCUCUCAGAUCAAAUCCUCGAAAGUGAUUGGAUGAUGAUUGCCCUUAAAAAGUGAUUUAUGAAAAGAUAUGAAGUAGGGGAGGAAGAUUCGCUUUGUUCUUCAUGAAGAACUGCUAGAAACAUUGAAGAAAUCAUUUCUUUCCCAGGCUAAAGAGAACAGAAGAGAAGCUGAAUGCCGUAUGUUUUCCUAGUCAUUGUGGUCUCUCUUGAUAUGGUUGUAAUUACUAAAUGCAUGAUUUGCUGAAACACUUCACAACUCUAAAUCGCACCUUUUCUGAUGGUACUAUUUUAGUGCCGUGAAUAUGAAGAAUCUUCCUAUGAUAGCACAUUGGAUUUGAAGCUGGGAUGGAUUACCACUAGCCUGGUACUAAUCAUUACAUUAUUAAAUCAUUACAAGGUGAGAGCAUACCUGAACUCCAUAUUAAUCCAAUCUGUCUACUUUGUGGCCUAAAAUAAUGCCAACUUGUAAGUUGCUUCAACCACACUGAUGAUAAUAUAUGGUAUUGGUCAAACA